AGGGCAGUUUGGGCAGUUGGACCCUCGGAUUCCCCAAAUUAAGACUUCCAGUCCCGAGAAAAGGCCAUAGGCAGAUAGAAGUGCAGCCGGUUUCGUUUUUCACCUCCUUCCAUUUUUUAAUGUGACAGACCCCCACCAUGGAAGAGAUAAUAGAAGAUCCCCCCACAUCAGCUGUCAUGCUGGAUCACUGUCAUUUCUCCCAGGUCAUCUUUAACAGUGUGGAGAAGUUCUACAUUCCUGGAGGGGAUAUCACAUGCCAUUAUACCCUCACCCAGCAUUUUAUUCCCCGUCGAAAGGAUUGGAUUGGCAUCUUUAGAGUGGGAUGGAAAACAACCCGUGAGUAUUAUACCUUCAUGUGGGUUACUUUGCCCAUUGACGAAAACACCGAAUCAGCCAAACAGCAGGAAGUCGAAUUUAAAGCUUAUUACUUGCCCAAAGAUGAUGAGUAUUACCAAUUCUGCUAUGUGGAUCAAGAUGGUGUGGUCCGGGGAGCAAGUAUCCCUUUCCAGUUCCUUCCUGAAAAUGAGGAAGACAUACUGGUUGUUACUACGCAGGGUGAGGUGGAAGAGAUUGAACAGCACAACAAGGAGCUUUGCAAAGAAAACCAGCAGCUGAAGGACAACUGUAUCAGCCUCCAGAAGCAGAACUCAGACAUGCAGGCUGAGCUCCAGAAGAAGCAGGAGGAGCUAGAAACCCUAAAGAACAUUAAUCAGAAGCUGGAACAGAAAGUCAGAGCACAGAAGGACUGUUGGGAGACAGAGCUGAUUCAACUGAAAGAGCAAAACCAGAAGAUGUCCUCAGAAAAUGAGAAGACAAAAAUCAGCGUAGAUCAGCUUCAGGCACAGCUGUCAAAUCAAGAGAAAGAAAUGGAGAAGCUUGUCCAGGGGGAUCAAGAUAAGACAGAGCAGUUGGAGCAUCUGAAAAAGGAAAAUGGCCAGCUCUUACUCAGUUUAACUGAACAGAGAGAGCACCAGAAGAAGCUCGAGCAGACAGUGAAGGAGAUGAAGCAGAAAGAAACGACCGCAGUGAAGCAGCAGCAGGAGUUAACGGACCAGAACUUGGACUUGUCAAAAAGGCUGAGUGAGAACAAGAUUAUAUUUAAUGCUCUGCAGAAAGAGAAAGAGACAAUGGAAAAAGAAAAUGAUCUUUUGAAGAGGGAUAACAGCAGAUUGAUGAGUUACAUGGGUCUGGAUUUUGACUCUCUGUCAUUUCAAACACCUACUUCAAAUCAAGGAGGUGCAGGACAAAACGCAGGACUUGCCUAUGGAAACCCAUAUUCUGGUAUCCAGGAAAGUUCCGCCCCCAGCCUGCUUUCCAUCAAGAAAUGCCCCACCUGCAAGUCAGACUUUGCUGAUGACAUUUUUGAUCACACCUUGGAGCAGCAGCAUGUGCAGACCCUUUGUUUGAAUUGUCCAGUUUGUUACAAGACCUUCCCAGCAAAAGAGAAGCAGAUCUUUGAAGACCAUGUGUUCUGUCACACUCUAUAAGUGUCCCAGCCUCAUGGGUCUUUAUUGCACAUAGAUUUUAUAAAGUAGAGCCUAUAACUUCUACUAUGAGGUAUGACCCAAGAUCCUCCCUAACCUGAGAUUACUAGGGAUUUAGUCUUGCUACCCUAAAGUUGGAGUCACGUUGUUUAUCUGAAGAAUAGUGUUAAGGGCUGUUAGUUCCAUUCCUGUGGGUUCCUACCUUUUAAAUAAUAACUCUAGCGGUGUCAGCCUCUCGCCUAUGGUGCCCAUUCUUCCGAGGGUCCCCAGUACGAGGACCCUGGGAUGGAACAACAGGCCUAACUUGAGUACUAAGUGAUUUGUUUUCCAAGUUGUCCCACUGCCUUUCAAGGGCAGGCCUUGAGUGUAUUGUUACUCAGUUCUCAGGCCUAACCCUGGGGCUGGAGACAGACCAGAAAUAGAGAACUGCCGCCUCAGGCCUCUGGCCCACUGACUGCAUUAGGCUACCAAACGGCGUGGCAGAGAGCCCAGACACCCCGUUUGGACACCGGGGUUUUCUCAUCUUGGUUUCUCAGCUUGCAACACAAGCAUCUCAUUCCUGAACUGUGAGGCGAAAUAUUAUUUCUAUUACAGAAACCCUUUUUUCUCUCUGGUAUUCUCUAAUUGGCAUUUUCUACUCUUUGAUCUUUUCAAUGCAUGUAACUUUUAUUGUUGUAAGUCCUUUCUUAGUGGUUAGUAGGAGUUGUUAGAAACUAUGGUUUGCAACUUUCUGAGCAGGUGAGUUUGAAUAUGGAUAAGUCAGAAUAAUGAGAACUAUUGUUCAUCUCUUUAAGACUAAAAAUAAACGAGUCCUCUACUUCAGGGACUUUGGCAAUUUAAAAUAAA
Molecule: messenger RNA, 2330 nt
Organism: Manis javanica (Malayan pangolin)
Lineage: Eukaryota; Metazoa; Chordata; Mammalia; Pholidota; Manidae
Gene: CALCOCO2
Product: calcium binding and coiled-coil domain 2
Biological process (GO): xenophagy; positive regulation of autophagosome maturation
Cellular component (GO): PML body; autophagosome
Source: RefSeq, a predicted model, not a curated record